AUGGCCACCUCGGUCCUUCUCAAUACCAUACCCAUGGACCCUACGUUUGCGACCGCCGCAGCUUCGUACCACUCAUCUCCGGAUCACACAUGCCCGCAAUGCGGCUACCAUCUCUUCUCAUCCUCCGAGUCUCCUGCUGAAGCCACUGAAGCGAACCGACGCAUCCGCGAUCUCGAAGCGCAGGUACGGCUCCUCAACUCCAAGGCCGCCGCGGCGGUAGACAAACUGGCGGACUACGAGGACGAGAUCCAAUAUCUGCGUGAUGCAUACUCCAAAUCUCAGCAGCAGCAACAACAAGCAAGAUCAAAUCCGAGGCUGAGUAUUUCUCCGGGGGACGGGACAGGCUCGAUCACAACACCAGGGCAGACGCCACCGCAACAGCAGCAGUCGAGGCUGGCAAGCAUCAGUGCAUUCCUACCAGGACGGAAGAGGGAAGCGAAUAGUAGUCUCGGGGGACAGAAUCCUUUGACACCAGCGACAGGCACAUUUCCGCAGAACAACGCAGCUCUCAUCAGCAAUACCACACUGUCUCCGCCGAAAACGCCCUUCUUCGGAGUUGCAACGGUACCUAGUAAUUCUACACCGACCCUCUCGUCUUCCUCCACCAUAGACAACAACCAAUCUACUGUGAGCCUCUUGUCCUUGCAGUCGUCCCUCGAAGAAGAGCGCACCCUCCGCAUACGUGCCGAAUCCUCUUUGUCACAGACCCAAACCGAGUUGGAAGAGCUCACUGCACAAUUGUUUGGGCAGGCAAACGAGAUGGUCGCAAAUGAGAGGAAAGCCCGGGCGAAGUUAGAAGAGAGGGUUAAGGUGUUGGAACAGAGGGACGGCGAAAAGAGGAAGAGGCUAGAACGGUUGGAGAAGGCUGUGAGCCGGAUUGAGAGAGUUCGGGGCAUGGUAGGUGACUGA
Fonsecaea erecta is the source of this 909-nucleotide messenger RNA. RefSeq lists its product as hypothetical. Lineage: Eukaryota; Fungi; Ascomycota; Eurotiomycetes; Chaetothyriales; Herpotrichiellaceae. The record is from RefSeq and is a predicted model, not a curated record. Gene Ontology annotation, cellular component: cell tip; Golgi to plasma membrane transport vesicle. Gene Ontology annotation, molecular function: guanyl-nucleotide exchange factor activity. Bases 1 to 909 code for a protein of 302 amino acids. Gene Ontology annotation, biological process: exocytosis. The transcript has a single exon.